Penicillium mononematosum is the source of this 1983-nucleotide messenger RNA. RefSeq lists its product as uncharacterized. Lineage: Eukaryota; Fungi; Ascomycota; Eurotiomycetes; Eurotiales; Aspergillaceae. The transcript is spliced from 6 exons. The record is from RefSeq and is a predicted model, not a curated record. Gene Ontology annotation, molecular function: O-methyltransferase activity. The coding region runs from base 1 to 1983 and encodes 660 amino acids.
AUGACUGUAUCAAACGGAUCUGCAACUAAUGGCCAUGGGCAAGCCAUUAUUGAUCCUCGAGUUGCUACUACGCCCAGCGCCCCUGAGAGACUUGCCCAUUUGCAGAAGGAAAUUGAAUCCCAUUCCCAGGCUUACACCAACGGCAACACUGAUGCGCGCCUGAAUCUCCUAGAGACAGCCCGGUCUCUCGUACAGGCAAUGGAAACACCCCAGGAGACCAUGCUGCGAUACUGCUGGGCCCAGCCGACAGCGUUCGCCGGCAUCGAAACCUGUAUCGAUCUGGGUAUCUUCUUCAUAUUAGCACAGACCGACAAGCCUAAGACAGUGGCAGAGCUCGCAGCCACAACAGGCGCGGAACCAGAACUUCUCGGUCGUAUCAUGAAGCAUCUCGCCACAAUGGGGGUCUUCAUUGAGACUGGUAUGGAUGAGUAUGGCCGCAACGGGCUAACUACCACAUUGUCUAUUAAGCGGUACAAUGAUGCUUGGCCGUGCAUUAAUGGAUGCACGCUUCCAGCAAUCAACGCACUACCCGCCUGGCUCAAGAAAAACGACUAUCGAAGUCCCACCGUAGGAACAGACUGUCCGUUUACCCUAGGAUUCAAAACCAACUAUCACUUCUUCGAAUUUCUUAACGGCAAGAACCCCGACUACCCCGAACUCGGCGCCCAAUUCAACAAUCUCAUGUCGGCCUACCACCAAGGCAGACCCAGCUGGAUGGAUGGGAAUUUCUAUCCUGUAGAGACUCUCAUCGAGGGAGCGAAGACCGGUGAAGAAGACGUUUUUAUCGUGGACGUUGGCGGGAACAAAGGACAUGAUCUGGAGGAGUUCAUAUCGAAGUGGCCCAACACACCGGGUAGAUUGAUCCUGCAAGACCAGCCACACGUUUUGAAAGAUAUCAAGUCAUUGAACCCAGCAAUCAAGUCCAUGGUGCACGACUUCUACCAGGAACAGCCUAUCAAGGGCGCGCGAGUAUAUUUCUUGCACUCGGUCCUACACGACUGGAAUGGCGAGACUUGCCGGAAAAUCCUGUCACAGUUGGUCGCGGCGAUGACGCCCGGAUACAGCAAGUUGCUGAUCAAUGAGAACGUUGUCCCCAAUACCGGGGCCCAUUGGCAGGCUACUUCCCUCGACCUGAUCAUGAUGGUGGAUCUUGCUGCCAAGGAGCGGACGGAACAGCAGUGGCAUCAGGUUAUUGAGCCUGUUGGUCUCAAGAUUAUUAAAAUCUGGACCCCGCUGGAUAGUGCUGAGACCAAGAAUUUCAAGUACACCACACCGGUUCUGGCAGUUCGAGAAAGCAAGCUGCAGGACACGGCCUUGCUGGCUUCGAAGGUGUAUCACUAUCUUGCUAGUCCCCAAGAUAUGAAAACACAUGUUCUGAAUAUCCUCGCUCUCCGAGAGAAAGAGGGUAUACUAGACCGACCUUUGAUUAUCUGGGAACCGGCCCCUCUUUCGUGCAGACCGGAAAACCUCGAAGCUUGUCUAGAAACCGCAGCUCUGGUCGACGUGUUCUCUCCAAACCAUUUAGAGCUGGCGGCAUUCUUUGGACAGUCGCCGGUUGCAUCCGAUAGAUCCGAGAUCGAAAGGCUGGGCGAGAAGCUCCUGGCUAGCGGAGUCGGCCCGGAAGGAAAAGGCGCGGUGGUUAUUCGAGCUGGUGAGAAUGGCUGUUUCGUUCAAUCGCGUAACACCGCUUCUCGAUGGCUACCUCCUUUUUACAAAGAAGACAUAGGAGAAGAGCAGCCUGCUAAAGUGGUUGAUCCGACUGGAGCUGGUAAUGCAUUUCUGGGAGGCUACGCUAUUGGAUACCUCCAAGGAAAGGGUGAUAUUCUUGAAGCGGCCUGCUACGGGUCUGUUGCAGCUUCGUUUGCAUUAGAGCAGGUAGGGAUGCCGGAGAAGAGCAACGAAGGAGGUGAAGAGCUAUGGAAUGGGGAGAGUGUUGUUCGAAGGUUGCAUGAAUAUAGGGCUAGGCAAGAAUUGUUGCAGUAA